Trachemys scripta elegans is the source of this 761-nucleotide messenger RNA. It is a transcript of the gene INS, whose product is annotated as insulin. The record is from RefSeq and is a predicted model, not a curated record. The transcript is spliced from 3 exons. Gene Ontology annotation, molecular function: hormone activity. Lineage: Eukaryota; Metazoa; Chordata; Testudines; Emydidae. The coding region runs from base 338 to 658 and encodes 106 amino acids. Gene Ontology annotation, cellular component: extracellular region.
GAAAUGAGAUGGAAACUGCAAACUGUUGCUUCUAUCUUAACCCUCCUAAAGACCUGUUGACACUGUGCAGAGAGGACUUAAUGUGCCUAGGCAGCAAAAAUUUUGGUCAGGGGAUCGCUGAGAAGGUGGAGCUCUGAUUAAUUUCUGUGUUGUUCGGACAAAUGCAAAAGGAUAUAAAUACACUGAAAGGAGGAUAGGGAAGUCACUAUAAAGCAACUCUUGCCUCUCCAAGCAGACCUCAUUUCUUCUCCUGCUGCCACCUAGUUAGCUCAUUCUCCCCCUCACUCUUUGCCUCAUUUUCCCCCUCCUAGCUUUCCUAGGUCUCGCCCUUCUCGUCAUGGCUCUCUGGAUCCGAUCACUGCCUCUCCUGGCCCUCCUUGCUCUUUCUGGCCCCCCUAUCAGCCAUGCUGCUGCCAACCAGCAUCUUUGUGGCUCACACCUAGUGGAGGCCCUCUAUCUGGUGUGUGGAGAACGGGGCUUCUUCUACUCUCCCAAAGCCCGACGGGACCUCGAGCAGCCCCUAGUGAAUGGCCAUCUGCAGAAUUCAGUGGAAGAACUGCCAUUCCAACAGGAAUACCAGCAAGACAAGAGGGGAAUCGUUGAGCAAUGCUGCCAUAACACCUGCUCCCUGUACCAGCUGGAAAACUACUGCAAUUAGAGGAGACAAAUAUGGAGGGGAGUGUGUGUCUGUGUGUGUGAGAGAGAAAGGCACUUUCGGUAUUGCACCUUUAAAGCAAUUGAAUAAAAAUGCUGUGAAUCUA